GGAACGCAUCCAAAUCGGUUUUUAAUUCAAAUCAUAGCCCAUUAAUAAAAGUUCUCUUUAUUAAAUAUGUUCUUGCGAAUAUCGUUUGUGGUUGGAAUGCUGUGUGUAUGGUGCGUCAUAGGUGAAACUAUGCCAAAAGUGAUGAGUAAUCAAUCGAAAAAGAAUAAUACCAAAGCUGAGAUGAAAAUGGAAGUAAAAAUCGAUGAAAAAGCAAGAGCAACACGUCAACUUGAUCCAGGUGCAUGGAAUCCAAUUGGACAACCACCACCAUUGCCGGCUGUCUGGGCACCACGACCACAAUCACCAUUGUAUACAUGGUUUGGUGCACCAUGGUUCGACGGUCUUAAUGGUGUGAUUCGAAUUCGUCCACCAACCGCAUUUUUGCCACCAGGCGAUUUUGAAAUUUACGAUCAUCACAAACAUCACGAUCAUCAUAAACAUCAUGAGCAUCAUCAUCAUACACCACUCUACUCUCAAUCUUUGCUCCAAAGACCAUAUCCACUAGCACCAUUUACUCCUGGUCUUCAAGCAACGUCGGGUAUAUACAUCGCUCAAAAUGCUGGGGCAGUUCACAUUGCCCCAUUACCAGGACAUGCUGAAUCAGUAAUUGCAUCGAAUUUACAGACCGCCGCCGGUACCUUUCGCGCGCCAGGACAAUUUGUAUCGCCCGACGCAGCAAUUGCGAUCGAUGGACCAAUACCCCCAGGACAACCAAUCAAUCCAAUCAUCGGUGCGGCGCUCCAACCAGCCCCGUUCAGACAACCAAUAGCUCGAACGUGGUAGGUAACACGAGCACAACCGGAAGGGAUUAUAUAGGGAAAUAAAAAUUCUCAAAAAAUUCAAUUCGAUUUUAUAUAAAAAAAAUCAUUGACUAUGUAAGUUUGAAAUGCUCAUAGAUUGCAAGAGUUAAGAUAUGAAAAAUAGCCAAUGACAAUAAUUUCUUAAAAUAAAAUAAUUCAUUUGAU
This is a messenger RNA of Contarinia nasturtii (swede midge), 965 nucleotides long. Its product is annotated as AT-rich interactive domain-containing protein 1B-like. The record is from RefSeq and is a predicted model, not a curated record. Bases 67 to 783 code for a protein of 238 amino acids. Lineage: Eukaryota; Metazoa; Arthropoda; Insecta; Diptera; Cecidomyiidae. The transcript has 3 exons.